Molecule: messenger RNA, 1370 nt
Organism: Magnolia sinica
Lineage: Eukaryota; Viridiplantae; Streptophyta; Magnoliopsida; Magnoliales; Magnoliaceae
Product: inactive protein RESTRICTED TEV MOVEMENT 2-like
Exons: 2
Coding region: 72-1133 (353 amino acids)
Source: RefSeq, a predicted model, not a curated record
UUCAACGUCUCCUCUUUCAUUCAGGACAUCUCGUAUUACUUCUAUAACCAAUCAAAUAAGAGAGAGAGAAGAUGGAGACGAGGAGACGACCUGCCGCUGCCCGCACGUACGAAGAUUUCGAGCCCACGUCGGAACUGGUCCAUGAAGAAGGACGUGAUACACUCUUGAUCUCUCUCCCCGAAUUUAAGAAGGAAAAUAUAAAAGUCCAAGUCGAUGCUAUGGGCAACUUGAAGAUUAGUGGAGAACGCCCGCUCGACCGCAAUAAAUGGAGCCGCUUCCGCAAGGACGCCCACGUCCCAGAUAAUUGCAACUUGGAUGAGAUCCAUGCAUGGUUGGAUAAUGGAAUCCUUCACAUCACAAUGCCCAAGACGAUUACCCGAGUCGAUACCCGGGAUCAAACUAAAACUGCCAAGGAAACCCCAACACGCGAGGAGUAUGUAAAAGAACAAGGUGACACUCGCCAAAAACUGCCUUCGAGUGCCAUUGGCGAAACGAAAAUGAGCGGGAAGAGCAACGACGCUCGCCCGAAAGACAAUUUGGCUGCCACCGCAGAUAAAAAGAUAGGCGGAGAGGCCAAGGAGUCUGAAGAUGUGGACCAUCUUAGGCAAAAGAUGCCACCUAAUGAGAAAGCUGCUUUGACUGGUAUUGCUGAAAAGCAAAUGAGUGAGAAGAAGCCUGGCAUUGCUGAAAGGCAAAUGAGUGAGAAGAAGCCUGGAAUUGCUGAAAAGGAAAUGAGUGAGAAGAGUAACGUUGAUCGCAUGAAAGACAGUUUGGGAGCCCUUAUCGGCAAACAAGUUGACGGAAAGGCUCAGGAAUCCAAAGAUGUGGGCCAUGUUAUGCGAAAGAAGCCAUAUAAGGAGAGCACUCCAAGCGACGGGCCUGCAAAGCUCGAAAAGGCCAUGGAUGGGAUGAAGAAGAAGCAAGAGGAGAAUGAGCCUGUUGAUUCUGGGAAAAUGGUGGAUGGGUCGAUGGAAAAUGCGGACAGUUUCAAGGAUGGGGUGGGUGGUUUGGUCUUGGGGGCAGGGUUGGAUAAGCCUAAGCAGUUGGUGGUGAAUGUUGUGGUGGCCACAAUGGUAGUGGUGGCACUUGGGAUUUAUGUAACAAGUAAGUUUAGAUCCCAAGAUAAAGCAUGAAAUCAUUAUUGUAUUUCCUCAUUGAAUGUAUUUGUUAAGGCCUGAUGUGAAAUCGACCAUUCUUCCAUCUAAGAUAUUAAUUCCAUUUGUUUAAUAAGUGAAAUGUUAUCUUAUGCACUUUAUAUUGACCUAGGGUCCAUUUGGAUUGGAGAGCAACCCGAGACACCAGGGCAUUCGUCGAAAUAUUUGUGAUUUUGGAAGUUUUAGAAAAGAAUAACAUGUCCACAAUUAUAUUUA